Messenger RNA from Plasmodium inui San Antonio 1, 15741 nucleotides. RefSeq lists its product as hypothetical. The transcript is spliced from 2 exons. The coding region runs from base 1 to 15741 and encodes 5246 amino acids. The record is from RefSeq and is a predicted model, not a curated record. NCBI's taxonomy places the organism in Eukaryota, Apicomplexa, Aconoidasida, Haemosporida, Plasmodiidae.
AUGGUGGAUGAUAAAUACGUACAAAUGUUACUAUCCAAAUAUGUGGAAGCAAAAAAUAGGGAAGACAAAAAAUGUGAAGCCUGGGAAGAAAAGGGAAAAACAAACAAGUACAUUCUACACCUGCAGAAGCUGUACAAAGAGUUCAAGUUGGAGGAAUGCUUAAAUUACGGAUUAGAAAAUAUGGAAAAAUUAGAAGAAAAAGAUUAUGUAGGAAAAAUUGAAUUCUUAAAGAUAAUAGGAAAUGUUUAUUUUCAAUUAGAAAAUUAUAAGUACAGCUCCCUUACGUAUAUUUUGAUGUCCAAAUAUUUGAACAAAGUCUCCGAUGGGUAUAAGGUAGAAAUCUGUUACAAUGCUGGGGUUUCGUUUAUAAGAUAUUUCUUGCAGAGCAAUGACAUCAGUUACUACUUGAGUGCCAAAACGUCAUUUCAUUGUUCGAUGCUGUAUAAUGAAAAAGGCAGUAGAUACUUCAAUCCAAUGAUUUAUGAAAAUACUGUGGGCAUACUCAGGCGACAUUUCCCCUUAGGCGUGAAGGAACAGACGAAGAAGGUAGACGAGCAGAAUAGGCUUUUUUCUAAUUCCUCAUUUGAGAAUAUUUUUUUGGACAGCGAUACCGAUUUGGCAUCUUCGUCCGAUGCGAAGAGUGAAGCAUCGGGGCGAGAAGCGAAGGACUUCCAAGGGGAAGACUCCAAGACGAAGGAGUUCUUUUCCCUUGUGGAAUCGAAAGUGUGCACACUUAAAAGGGAAAAGCACAAGGUGGAUGGUGGUGCCAAAGGGGGGAAAGGCAAAAACCAGAAGGGUGAAGAGGACGUCUAUUUUGACUCGAACAACACAGAGACGUUUCCUAUUUAUGACGACACUGUUGAUAUGCGAAAUUUCGUCUUAAGGAAAAGUGACGCCUUGGCGAAGCUGCAGGGAGAAGCCGCUUUGCUUGAUGAGAAAAAAAUGGCAACUAUGCCUCAGAAGAAAAACGUCGCUCUGCCUGAGGAGAAAAGGACGCCCACUGGGAGAAGCACCCCCAACAUUCAGCUGAAAGAAGAUAGACAAAGCAAAAAAGUUCUAUCGGACCAUAACUUGGUGAACGUAUCAAAUGAGAGAAGCAACCAGACCAGCAAUUAUUGCAACAAUUUGAAGAACAUAUUAUUUAAAAAUCGCGUAAACAGCUCCUUAAAAAAUUUUCCCUCCCCAAUUGUUAAAAGCAAAUCCAGCAGUUUAUUAAAAAGCACCUCGGGUAGUAUCUUAAAGAGUUCUUCCCACAACAUUUUGAAAAAAUGGCCUGGCAGCAUCAUUAGCAGUUCUCCCGUGAAUUCCAUCUCUCAACCUACGAGGGAUAUUCCGAGGAGUUCCUCUAGCAAUUUUUUUAACAACACCACGAGAGGAAACGCUUUUUUUGGUUUGCCAAAGAGCAUGAUGAGAUGCAACGAAGACAACAUAAUGAGAAGUAUCGUAGGAAACAUAGUAAGAAGUAGCGAAGACAACAUACUAAGAAGCAGCCAAGGCAACUUUGUGAACAACGCCUCCCCCCAAUUUUUGAACAAACAUUCGUCCUGCAAUUUCCCCCCCAACACGCCCCGCUUCUUACCAUGCCAUUCUAUCCACAUCGCUGCGAUGAACUCGCCCAUCAGUUUUUCGAAUAACCAGCGGAUCGUCCUGAAGAACAACACCUCUCCAAUUUUUGCAAACAGUUUCGUCUGCAAGCGAAUGUCGCAACAGAAGAGCAUCCUAAAAUGUAUGCGAAGGAGUACAGAUGAAAGGAUCGAUCAGGAAAGUCCCAAGACGUUAUCUAAUUCGAACGAGUGUAGAGGUGUUAACCUUAUGCCACCAAAUGAAAAUGAUUUAUUGCAACAUAAAAGGAGAAAGAUUAAUGAGGAGAAUCCUCUUUCUGGUUCUUGUGAAAAUGGUGUUGGAGUCGGCAGCGAUAUUUUUCUCCGGGCGAAGGAUAAUAAAAUGUGCACUUUUGAUUACUGCAAUGUUGAAGAGAGGGAAGGCAUAAGUGACAACGUCGGAUGUGGUGCAAAGGGGGGUGUACUGCUGGACAAAGCGAAGCCUGGCAACAUAAGGGAGGAAGCGCAGAAGGGGAAGUUGCAUAGGGGUAGGACGAGAGGGGUUAAAGCGGUGAAGGACGCAAUGGAAAAAGGAGAAGUGGAAGAGGGGCAGAUCCAAGGUGUCACGGUCACACGGGAGAAGCCGAGAAGGGAGAAUAUCAAAGGGGGCAAGACCAAAAGGGAUAAGGCCAAAAGCGUCAACCAAAAAAGGGAUAAAGACAAAAAAACCAAAGCACGGAAGGCCAAAGAACGGAGAGCCAAAGCAAGAAGACUCAGUGCCCUCUUCGAUAAACUCUUUUCAAAUGAAUACCUCAAUGGAUCCGUUCUUAACAAGGUAAAGAGUGCAUGCAAAGAGUACCAGUCCCGUUUGAUAAGGGAAUACUAUCACAUUUACCACUUGAAAAACAAGAAAAAAAAAGUGAAACAAAUUAUAAAAAGAAAAAGAAUUGCUGAUUUGUUUCAUGAUUUAUAUGAAAUAUGUAAAAAAAACAAGCACGAUUUUUUGAUGAAAUUUGUUGAUCAAGACACGCGUAGUAAGGGGGCGUCCAACGCACGUGCAUCUCGACAGGGAGGAGUGAGGAAGCGAAUGCUCACGAAUGAUAAGGGGACUCCCACUCGGGAAGAGACAGAAUGCUGCACGAGGGGAAUUCGCCCCCAUGAGGAUAACUCAAAUUUGAAGAUGUUGGAUAAAGGGAAAGUAAGUAGAGAAGGCUCCAGGAAAGGCAGCCUUCUCAUUCCUGUUGCAGGAGGAAGAGGCCACUCGGUGAAGCAGCAGGAAAGGGGCGACGCGCCUCAUAGCCUACGUAAUUACGAAGAAGAGACGGUGCACAUUUUAGAAAUGAAUUGUGUGGAGAAAGGGGGACACAAAAAGGAGCUCCAAUAUGAGCAAAGAAAUCAAGUGGAGAGACAAAACAGAAACCCCUUCCACUUGUCCCGCUUUGUCAAUCUGUACAGUCAGAUUAGGAGUAUCCACAACCAUGCGCGCGGAGGGAAGUAUCAAAAGGAAAAAAAGGAGAUCGAAGAAGUGAUCAUCCUAAGUAUUAAGAAAAUAAAUAAAAAAAGAAUCAGAGAUAAGGUAAAAAAAUUAAGUUCGUACAACAAUUCUAUCCUGUACAACAUUGGCGACAAGUUCAUUGAUGACAUGGACGAAUUAUUUCUCAUAAAAAAUUAUGCAAAAAUUUUAAAAAGCAUCAAACGAAAUGACAGCAUAAGGCAUAUUUAUUAUUUAUAUGAAAAUAUGUAUGCCAUAGAUAAAUUCGAUCAUAUUAAUGGGAGUAAUUUUUUUAAUAUUUCUCAUUUUAUUAUCGACAUUUUGUUGUUGGAAGAGAUAAAACAGAAGGAUUAUUUGAAGAAGAAAAUUCACAAAAUGAAGUACUCUUAUCAGAAUUAUUAUGCCAUUUAUGACGACACUCAUAGCGGGGCCCUUUUUAAGGACCUUCUCAGGCACCUUUUUAAUCCCCGCAUUAAGGACACCGUCAAGGGUGACCCUAAAACAUUGUCAAGACAUAUUAUGCGUACAAAGUACCCACAACAGAGCCUUAAUUCUUUGCCUCUCCUUUCUAAAGAUAAAAGAAAAGAGGCUGACUUGAAAGAACAGAAUGAUGCCUACAUUAACGUCAAAUUCAGUUCGACCACCACUGUUAAUAACAGCGAUACCAAUUCGUACACAAAUCAGAAGAAGGAGGAACUCCUGGUGGACAGAAUCAAUGAGAUGUUGCCUGGCGAACGACACAGAAGUGCGCAAGCAAGUGGCGCCGGGACGAACUCGUGUUUGUCUUUAAAGAACAAUGUCAGCGGCGUGGUCAAUGAGAGUGGCGCGAAUGAAGACGACGUGAAGGAGGGCCACGUGAAGAGUGGCACAAGCAACACGAGUGAUACGACAGAUAGGAAUAAACCAAUUUUUCUUGACUUCUUGAGCAUGUCGAGCCGUAGCCAGCAUGGCGAAUCCAGGGAUAGUAGCAUAAGCUACAUGACGCACACAUACAAGUGCGAAAUGGAAAAGAUGUACCUCGAAAUGGGUAAGGAAGACAGGGAAAUUUUGGACGUGGAAAAGUUUUACGAACACAUGAAUGUGUCAAGUGCGAGUAAUGACGAAGGUAGGGCCAAGGUGGAAGAGGUUGUCCUGAUGCUCUUUUAUUACUACUGUGAUGGGGGGGGUGGCGGCGACUCUAGCGUCAGUAGCGAUCUCAGGGACAGUGGUGAGCGCGCUGCUGAGUGCACCAUAAGAAGGGCCCUGUUUAAAAUAUUUUUCUUCUUCACAAGCAACGGCAUAAUUAAUAAAAAGAAUUUGCACGAGUACGUCACUUUUUUGCGGCUUUACCAUUUUUACCUGGCAAGUAUUAAGUGCGACCCCUUCAUCUACUUCUAUCACGACAUUGAAAAGGACUCCGAGAAAAUAGUGCACUCCAUGAAUGGGAAAAAUGUAAUGCACCAAGAUUUUACCACCCACUUCAUGUUGGAUAAUUAUCUAAAUGUGAUUCACUGCCAUUUGUACAUGCUGAAAUUGUUGCACAAGUCUUAUCUUAAUAAGUUGAAAAGGAAGCACUCAUACGAUAAAGUAAAUUUAGAAUCUAUGAUUAAUGACACUUUUAGUAUAUUAAAUUGCCUCCUAAUUAAGUACAGUUAUGAUGAAGAGGCUAGGGUGGUGAGACGGCGCGUGGUGUUUUUAUUUCUGCACUUCCUUUAUCUGAACUCGAAAUAUUAUUUUAGAAACGUAACUUUUUUUUUGCAUAAUUAUGACAUAAACUAUUUGGUUAAAAGCGAAACUGGCAAUUUUUGUAAAGUAAAUGCGGAUCUGGAGCGGAUGCACUCGAUUUAUGAGAAGCCGAGGAGGAGUGGACCAAAAGUGAACGGAGACAGGACGGGCGAAGCACAUCAAGGGCACAAAGAAAUGGGUGAAGAGAAUGUCAUGGAAGAAGAACUUCUCAGGAAACGACCAUACAAACAUGAGGAGCAGAAGGGACACCGACACAGUGGUCAAGCGAAUGAAAAACAGGGAGAUAUUCCUGGGGAGGAAGAGAAACAAAGUAGUAGUGAAGAGGAUGGCAUAUUGGAUAAUCAGGGAGAUGCUGAGGAAGAGGAACCACAAGAAAGAGGUCGAACAUGCAAAGAGUCAUUUGGAGAAAACAGAGAAAACCAAGGCAAUAAGAAGGAUCCAUUUGUGAAUGAGAAGGAAUGGCGAAACGAGUUAGUAUCGAAAAAAGGACAACCCAGAAAAAGAAAAAGUACAACCCACAAUUCAUCCAUGAGCAAUAUGAAGAAAUUUAAAAAUGUAUUUACAAAGUUGGAUCAAAAUAUUGACAUAGCCUUUUCUUCAUUUUUGAAAUGCUACCAUAAGUGCUUUUUUAUACUAAACUUGCAAUUACACGAAAAUGACAUGUUCAGAAGAAUUGUGUGGAAGAUCGCCCAGCGGAUUGUGGGAUACUGUAAUGAUCUUUACACCAUUUUAAAAAUAAAGAAAAUACCAAUAAGCAGCAGUUUCGAUUACGUGUUUGACGAAAUUAACCACAGUUUGUACAGUAAGAACAUCUUUUUGAAGCCUUCCUUUUUUAAGGUCCUAAGAGAAGAUAACUACGUUAGGAGGAUUUACAGUGUGUAUAAAAAUUAUAUAGGAAAGGGAUGGCGAAGACAAGUAGCUUGUCAUGGCAUUAGGGACGUAGACCAGAAUAACGUACUGAACAUACUAAUCAACUUUGCCAAGUUAAACAGAGGAGGGUACCAGAGGGAAAAGAUGAAUAAAGAAAAAAAACAAUUCAUCUUCCUGGUACACACGUACAGGUAUAUAAAGAAAUGCAUUUGCAAAGAACUGAAACAAAAUAGCAUCCUAAGUUUGUACAAAAAGGCGAAAGAUCGGGAUGAAAAUUUCAGCCAAAGCAUUGAUUAUCUCCAUUCCCUGUUUGACACAAGACUUUGCAUGUUGUCUCUUGAUUUCGAGCUGCAAAAUAUUAUUAUCGAAUUUUUAAAUCACUGCAUGGAGUUUAUCAAACAAUAUGACAAGGAACAGGACCCUCGCUUUGUCAUAAUCAACAAAAUGAUGAAUGUGUACAGCUGCGUUUUCUCUCUUUUUUAUUUGCGUCUGAAUUGCUUUUCGGAAUGUCACACAAAUAAAUUGUCCAAAAUUUUGGCGAUUCAGAAGAAUAUUUUUUCUUACGAUGAUCAGCCCAUUUGGCAUAUGCUGAACGUUUUCAAUUUUGUAAAUUUCCGAUAUGGGUGUUCCUACCGAUUUUUGAACACCAUUUUUACUUCUUUCCAUGUGCUCGUUAAUAUGUUGGUGAAAAUUGACGUCCACGUGGAGAUGGACAGGAAGCGCAUAAGGAGAGGGAGGUGUAAAUGGGGCACGCAGAUCAUCUCAGCGAGAAGCACAUAUAGGAAUGCCACGCGACUCCACAAUUAUGAACAAGUACAAAAAACCAUUGAGCGGGAAAAAAGGAAGAACGUGAGGAACAAAGGAGUGUUACAGUCAGUAGGCGGAGUGCGCUUUGGAAAAGGAAUCAUUUACAAAAUUGUAAAGGAGGUGAAGAAAAAAGUUGCCGUAAGUGGGAAACUCAAAAUAAAAAAUAGCAUUUUGGAAAACAUAAUUGGGAAGAGGAUGAAUCGAUAUUUUGUCAACCCUUUGGGGGGGGAAAUUGGCAUGAACAAAUUGGAACGCCGAAUGGGUGAAAUGUGUAACGGAAAGGGGACGAAAGGAGUAGGGAUCGUGUUGGGCAGUACGUUCAGCAGCUCGUUCGGCGGCACGUUCAGUUGGGAGGAGAAGGGUCACCGCGGGGGGUACUCUUCGGAUCCCCUCUCAGCAAUUCACGCCGAGUCGCAGGUAGAAACCAUCGCCGCCGCCGACAGGUGCGCAUCGAGUAAGAGCAAAAUCGUUAUGAAGGCCAUGGGGGGGAAGUUUCAGAUGAGCCAAUUCAAGCACGGCAGCCCAAAGCAACGCAUUUUACAGAGCUAUGGAAAAUUAAAAAAAAUAAAAAAAAAAUUGAAGAGAAAAAUAAACAAUCUGUGCUAUUUUAAAUACAUUUCCGUGAUAAACAAGAGUCAGAAUAAGAUUUACACGACGAUCAGUCGAACCUAUGCGCAUAUUAUCUUCAUACUUAUAUCAAUUUUGCACAUCGAAAAUUACAACAUUUUGCAUUUAAAAAAGAACCAAGAUUUUUUCAUGAACAACGAUAUAUACAACACGUACUAUCUAUUUUUGCACAUCUCGAGCAGCAUCAUUUUGCUACUUUCGUCCGUGUUGAAAACAUACUUGCAUUUUAAUCCCACUGUGAGGCUAGAUAAAAGAGAAUUUAUUAGGCCAAAGCUAGGUCAGACGAAAGGUAUGAUUGGUAUCGCGAAGCGUGGUAAGAGCGUACCAUGUGUCAGGGAUGAACAUGGUAUGCACAUCGGAAUGGCAAAUAAAGAAGGGGAUCACCGCCCGAGGCAGCACCAUUUAUCAGAAGACAGAUCAGCCAGCAAAAAGUGUAGAAGUGCUAGUAUAGGAAAUCACACAAGUGGCCAUAACGUUGGGAAGUUCCGCAUCGGCCAAAAGGAAAAGGAAAGCACCAGAGGGUACCAAAUUUAUCUGCAAACUCUGCUGAAGUUCAGCUCCAUGAACGUUCUAUUAAUGUCCAAAAAGAAACUCAAUAAGAGGAACAAAAUGAAGAAGAACAAGUACAUAUUUAUAUUUUGCAAUUUAAUGGAAAAUUUAUUACAAAAUAGUAUGUUCUUUGUGGACCUUUUUAACAACUGCAAAAAUAGGAACGUACUAGAAAUGAACGACGUAUUUUCGAAGCUAACGAAGCUGUGCAAGGAGAAUAACAUAAUGGAUGACUUCGCGCAAAUUAAGAAGGAACUGAUUUAUCAUACCCUAUUUAAGUACAUUCUUCCAGAGGAAUAUAUUAACCAUUUUAACAUGGACAAAAAUGAACUGUACAACACGAACAAGUGUUCCUUGAAUUUAUUUUAUUUCUCUUUGAACAUUUUGCUAACGAAUUUUAACACGGACAUUUCGAUCCAUUUAGAAAGGAGUCUACUCAACAUUCACCAUUUUAAUCACGACAAUUUGUAUUAUGAAUUCAUUUUAAAUAAUGUCAAGAGGACGAUUCGUUACAUUAGAGAGAGUUCCAAAUCGUCUUUUAACUGUAUCGUUGCCUGUGUGCUGUACUACUUGUCCAGGUGGAAGAAGGGAGGCGGGAAAAUACUAAAGGGAAAAAACAGUGAGGAGAAAAAUAUCCUCUUCAGGAGAAACAUCUCCAAUCAGAGGUUUUCCUCUUCCUACAGCAUGGAAGAGGUAAAGGGAGGCCUCUUUUUUAACUUGUUCUCCAAGGAAGAAUGCACAAAUGAUACUGUGCUGAGGGGAAGUGUUACUAAUAACUGGAAGGACAAGGGCGAUAGCCACCCCAAGUAUUGUAUUCACCCGGGUGAGGAUUCCUAUGGCAUUUUUCAGACACAUGAAAGGAUACCCCCCAGGAAUGAUAAACCUGUUCGAAAACUAGUUGGAAAACAUCUUGACAGACAUAUUAGCAAACAUGUUGGAAAACCUCUUGAGAAACUUCUUGAAGGACAUCUUGAAAAACAGAUCACCCACUUGAAGGCGCACCGAAGGAACGAAAGAAAAAUUCUCAGCAAACUUGUAUACGACAUCAUAAGCCCCUAUCUAGACAUAAAACACAUUAAUGUGUAUAACAAAAUCUACCGAAACCACCACGGCAUUAAUAGCCUUAUUAACAUUUGCUUCUCCUUCUUGUUUAACAGUUUCCUAUUUUUGAAGCCUGUCUAUCCCUUCGACAUAUUUUCAAAGGAGAAGAGUGAAAACGAAUCAUGCGGAAAGAAAAUAAGAACAACAAAUUACACGCUUGACAUAUUUAGCAUGAAAAUGAGUGACAUAAAGGCGGUGGAAUUGUUCCUCUCGCUGUACAUUCACAAGUACAUGCAGAGCAUAUGCCUAGAUGUGAAGAAGUUGGUUGAUUAUAACACCUAUAUGAACCAGUUUUUUUGGGUAUCCAACGGGAGGAGUGUCAGUGUCGCUUUACCCAGAAGUGACUACGCGUAUUUGAACUACGCCGCGCGCAAUGUGUACUACACGUUUAACGACUACAACGUUCUGCAGUUUUUGAUAAAUUUUAAGAGGUCCAAAAGCGAGGGCAAGGAGUUCAUGAUGUCCUUCGUGAAAGUGUUCGAACGGAUGAUCUCCCUGGACGAUGAGAUAAGCGCAUAUUACACGGACCCCCUGACGUAUAACGUCUACUUGGAUUAUCUGAACGACCUGUUCCUGAAUGACGACUACUACUAUGUCUGCUUUUAUGAGUACAUAAAGAAUGUGUACCUGGAGUACUACGAGGGGGAGUUCGAAAUUGAGAACUUGGAUUGUUACAUAAAAGAGAUUAAUGAGAUAAACCCGUACAAGAUAAAAAAAGAAAUGAAGAGAAAGUUUGAUGAAUACGUGGAGAAAAAUUAUCUACUUUUGACCGUAAGGAGGAGCAGGAGAAGUAGAAGCGGAAUAAGAGGAAAAAGAAGAAAAAUUACGUCCUGCGAUAAUCAGACAGAGCAAGCUGGUAAAGGCAUAGGAGAGAUGAAGAAAUUAAUCGGCACAGGUGAGGAAAAAAUCAGAAUUGUUCUGAACAAUAACCCGUACCACUUCAAAAACGUGUACAGGGCGUACAGAAACCGGCUAUUCAGCCUUCUAAACAAAAAAAACAUUAACUACCUGGAACUAAUAAAAGUGCUAAAUAAAAAGCAGUACCAUCAUUUUAGCAACAUGUUCUAUUCCUCGUUCAUUCACAUUCUGAGCGAAGUAAAGUAUGAUUACAAUAAACAAUACAAUUUUAAUAUAUCAAAAAUUAUGGACAAAUUAAACAUUGGAUUGAAGGCCUCCUUCUAUAACAACAAAAAUGUACUUCUGUACUACUACACAUUUCAGCAAUAUUUUCAUUUGUACAAAUUUUUAGAAGAUAAAUACUUUUCUGAAUUUCUCCUCCCAGAAUAUAUAUUAUUAAAUAUUACCUCCAAAUCUGUUAAUAAUGUCUUGUACAAUACAAAAUUGUACCGAAUUUAUUCCUUUUUGAAAUUUUUGUACCUCCGAAAUGUGCUGAAACAUACGGACAUUUUGUUGAAUUUUUUGCUUUACGUUUAUUAUAAAUAUUUCCUUUAUCAUUAUAGAGGGAAAGAUGAAUUUUCUCAUCAUUUUAUUGAUUUAUUCUUGAGCAUUCAUGAGGAAUCAUAUAAUAACAGCUUGCUCGUUACGGAGCUUAAGGCUACUGACAGGUGUUUGGAGAACAGCCUACUAAACAGAGGCAGCCUUCUCUCCAAAUAUCCACUGCUAGGGGAAAUCCCCGUUUCCGCCGCAGUCCAAGGGGGAUCACCUGGAGAGGGGAUAGGCACCGAAGCGGAAGAACGUGACGGGACAAAUGACGAAAUAAUUGCACCAGACGGAAAGUACAACGAUGAGAAUCACACACUUAAGGGGACUAGCCAAACACAGAGCGCAUACCAAGAGAUUAAUAACUACCACCUGGUGUUGUCAAAUUCGCAAAACAGAUUUAUACAUCUUUUAUUUUUUAAAAUAUUAACCAAUUGUGUCAAGUCCAAAAUUAACAUCCUAAAUGCGAAGAAUCUCUUCAACAAUCUGAACUUUUUCAUUUCUUCCUACGUUAAGUACUCUCUCUUUUACACAUUUGAAGAAAGAAAUAAAGCCUUCCUGGAUUCCCUAAGACAUAAGUAUUCCUUUUAUAAUUUCCACGCGGUGAAGAAAAAUUUGAAAUUGUGUGUUUACUUAAAAAAUGUCUACCUGAAGCGGGACCUUUUUAACAGCGACAUCUUGUCCUUCCUCAACAUAGAGUGUACCGUGAAGAGGCCUCAUUCUAGCGGGGAGCUGUCCAAAAAAACAAAAAAAGAAAGAUAUGCCAACUUUGGUGCACCCCAAUCGAUGAACAAACAAUUCGGUACCUCCCAAAUUUUGGAGCAUGUCCGUGAAGGGGAACAACACUCGCCAGAGUCGCUACUGAGGUGUGGCGGCUUGCCGUGCCGGAACGACGAAACUUCCAAUAGAAAAAGAACAAUCGGUGAAAAAGAGAAGCAUUUACACGGUGUUAAAGGGAGAAGUAAAAACGAAAUGAAUAAGAAGAAGAAGUUACUCUCCGGGGAGGCACGCUCAAUGCGGGGAGAUGUAGAAGCUAAUCGGGAGGAACCCCCCAGGGGCAAUCAUGUAGCGGGAAUUUUGAAAAACGGGGAAAACCAAAUUGUUGGUGCGAAAACCAUAAGGGUAAAAAGGGAGGUCGAGGAAAACUACGCAAAUGUGGAAAGAACCAACCAGGUAGCUCCCUUCCAAAGUGAAAAAAAGAAAAAGAAACAGGAGGACCAAAAGAGCAAUCCCCGUGAAGGGCAAGGCCCCCAUGACCAAAUCUUCCCCUUGAACAGCUUGAAAGACGCGAAAAAGGGAUCCCACACGAGGGAAGACAUCCAUGGGAACCAAAUUAAAGUAAAAAAAGAAGAACUGAGCGAUGGAAAUGAUACCAAGGUGUCCAUAAAUUCGCUAACCAAAGCAGAUGUGUUGCGAAAAGAGUUUUUUAAAAAAAGAAAUAGCAAAAAGAUUUCAAAAAAGUACUACAUCAAUAUCUUAAAGUUUUACUUAGCAAAUAGGGCGCAAGGGUAUUCUCUAAAUUAUGCCGAAUGCCAGAAGCUGGAGGACAAAUCGAUUUACUUGGUAUCAUUAUUUUUAGGAAAAAUUUUUCAAUUCCUUUUUAAUUCACUAUUAUGGCAAAGCUGCCGUCAGAGCGGUGAAGAUAAAAAUGACAAUAAAAGAGAACGCGACAUGGUGGCCGACAUGAUGGAUGCGUCCGAAUGGCCCGCCAGCUCCUAUACAUAUGAGCGUCUUCUUCUGUACUUUAUGCUAAUUACCAUGUGUCAUUACGCGGAUAGCCUAAUAUUUCUGAGCCUUCACUUUUUGGACCUUCACCAAAUCGGUUCCAGGCAAAGCUUCACACUACAGGAUAACUCCCAGGAAAGCAGUUCUCAGAAGAGCACCUUGCAGAAACCCUACUCCGCGAAUCACGAGAACGCGGCUUUGUCCCCCAAGGAAGAACUGAACAGGUAUAAUCUGACCGGUGAACAAGAAAGGAACAAACCAGGGGAAUGGAACCAAGAGGGGAACAGAAAUCAAAACGAAACUUACGAUAGUCAUAUGAAGAAGCUAAAUUAUUGUGAGAAGUUACGAGUUGAUAGAACCCCCAGAAAACAGCAAUACAGUAGUAACAACAAACAAAAUGGCUGUGAAAACCAUUUCGAGAAGCAAAAUUUGAUUUUGAAACCGUCGCUCACCAGCACGAGCAGUUAUUAUAUGUGCAGAAAUGAGGCAAUCUACAUUAUGAAUGGAGAUAAGGAAAGCACACAAAUGAUCAUUCCCUUGUAUAAAUUGUUGGUCACUCGAUUGAAAAUUUGCUUGUAUUAUCCACGGUACUUUUUCCUGGCUUCACUUUUUAGUUACAAAUAUGACACAAGGUUGUCGGAUGAUUUGCUUGACCAUGUGAAGGAUCUAAAUUUAAGUGAAGGUGUUAAAUAUUACACGUAUGAUGUGAAUAAUAAUGACAAAGGUUAUGUUUCUACACCUGAUGGGGACUGCAAUGGAGAUGUUGCGAAAAGCUGCAGCAUGGUCGAGGAACUGAACACUGGCGAACAGGCUGUUCAUUUGGGUGAUCACUCCCCGAGUGGCAUAAACCGUGAUGAGAGUAACGACGAAGGGAAUGAAGCAAACGAAGCAAACGAAACAAACGAAACAAACGAAGCAAACCUUUCAAGGAAGAUCAGUGACCCCCUCGACGAGGCCGACAUGUUAGAACAUAACUCCAAGAACAACUCAGGGACAUAUAAUGGACAUGCAAAAAAUGUCACCCUCGCGUUUAGGAAGAAAAAACAAAAUUUCUACAUGUGUGUGAAUUAUUACACCGAUUAUCACGAAAAUGGAAACUCGAAUAACUGCAGUUUUCCAUCGCUUCACACUUCAUCCAACAGCAUGGAAUAUGAGGAUGAAAAAAUCGAUAUGGAGCUGGCCGAAGGGGGACGAAAUGGAAGAAAACACGUUAAGCAGAACAGCGUUCGAAAGGAUGUCACGGGUGAGGUGACGAAACAGGAGCAGCGGGACCAUGUGGGAAUUACUCCUUCGCAUGACACCUAUGAAAGAGAGCUGGACGAGAAAGACAUGAACCAAUUCAAUUACGAUGUACACAAAUUAAAGGUGGUAAUAAAAAACAUCGAAAUUAGGUACGAAGAUGUCCUUAACGAUAUAGUCGAAGGGUUAAAUUUCAUUGCGGAGAAUAAAAACUGCGGAAAUUACAACUCACAAGCAGCGUACCAUCUAUGCAUCUACUAUUUUAUGAGAAAGAAUUACACAAAAUGUAUUCAUUACAUGAAAUUUUUCAUCAACAAGGGGAAUUUUAAAAUUUGGCAAAAUGAUUCCUUCAAUCAGGACUACUACUGCUUGUAUUGCAAAAGAGUCCAAAGGAGUGAAUUUAUCUUCAUCAAAUAUUUCACCAUUGUUCUAGAAGUUAGUAAGAACGUUUUGAAGAAUGUCCUAAGUAAUAUUUACGAAGAAAUGUUGCGUGAAAAUGGGAAUGUGGCGGGGGGGAAGCGGUUCACAGGCCGGAAUUCUCCCUUCGUAGAUGGACCACACCACGCGGAUGAUGCAUUCCGCACGGAUGACUUCCCCUGUGCCCAUUUGGGAAAAUUCCUAGUAGAUGAAAAAGUUUUAGAUAUAUUUAAGGAAGGAAAGAAAGAAGAGGCACCGUUUGAGACGCCAGUCAAGAGCGCGGACAAAAGAAAGACGAAUGAACACAAAACGGAUGAAAGUAAAACGGAAGAAAGCAAAACGGAAGAAAGCAAAACGGAUGAAAGCAAAACGGAUGAAAGUAAAACGGAUGAACCCAAAACGGAAGAAAGCAAAACGGAUGAACCCAAAACGGAAGAAAGCAAAACGGAUGAACCCAAAACGGAAGAAAGCAAAACGGAUGAAAGCAAAACGGAUGAAAGCAAAACGGAUGAACCCAAAACGGAAGAAAGCAAAACGGAUGAACCCAAAACGGAAGAAAGCAAAACGGAUGAACCCAAAACGGAAGAAAGCAAAACGGAUGAACCCAAAACGGAAGAAAGCAAAACGGAUGAACCCAAAACGGAAGAAAGCAAAACGGAUGAACCCAAAACGGAAGAAAGCAAAACGGAUGAACCCAAAACGGAAGAAAGCAAAACGGAUGGACGCAACACAAAAGAGACGGAAGAAAUCAAUGUAAAUGAAUGUAAGAGCUCCCUCAAUAAGGAAAACGCGAACGAUAAGGAGAGGCCCAUCCUGAAUGACAUCAAAAGUGACAUAAAUGACCCAGAUGAGGUGGCAGAAACGGCAGAAGCAGUAAAAGCGGAAGAAGCGGCAAAAGCGGUAGAGGCGGGUAAUAGUAUGCCCAACGAUAAGGAGAACAAAUUGGAAGAAAUCGAAAAUAAGUGGAUAUAUCUAGGGUACGACCAUUUGGACCACUUAAACGAAAUUUACGACAUAUUGAAGAUCCUGUUCGAAAUUUACGUAUACAUAGGUAAGACAAUUAAAAGGUUUAACGACUACAAGGUGUUGGAAGAAGCAACCGUCGUAUAUGGCAGCAACAUUUCAGUAAUUAAUGUUCUUUUCAAAAUUAUUACCGAACAUAUAUGUUUCAUUUUCGAGGUGCUGUGUUAUUUUACUCCACACAUUUUGGUUCAUCCAAUCAUUUUGUUAUUCGCCAGUAAUGCGAUGAUGACUUCUACCGUCUCAGGGGGAAGUUCUGAGAAGGUGACGGAAACUCCUUCUAGGAGUAGCACCCCGGUUAGCAGAAAAUAUACGUAUUUAAAACGAGCCUCAAAUAAUGAAGAGUUAAUAUGCAACCGUUCAAGUGCUUCGCUAGACUUGAGAAUAUUUAAGCUGUUCAGAGAAUUCCUAGCAAAUAAAUCUGCCACUAUGCCAACCAGCCAAUCCACAAGGAUGCACAGCGUCUUUCAGAUGACGUGUAAAAAGGUCAUGUAUUACCAAAAGAGCGAAAAGGACAUAAUUAAAAACUUAAGUGCGUACAACAAGAAGGGGAACAAAAAAAAGAGGGAAGGUGUAAUCAAAUUUGUGGACAACGCCCUUAACAAGGGAAAUAAAACAAACUUGUCAGAAUUUUUAAAUUUAUUUAAGAAUGAAAAAUUGUUAAACUGUACCAACUAUUUGAACUGUGAAAAUAUUAAAUUUUUAACGAGAAAAUUGAGUUAUAACUCAAGCUGUAAGGAUAUCAAUAAACGUACACAGCUAAUUCAUUUGGAUAAUAACAGUGUCGAGAAGGCAACCCCUCAGGUAGAUAAGGAAAAUACCAUCUGCACUGCCAAUGAUAUGGGGAAUGACCUUCCAGCUGAAGUUAACACGUCCGUGAAGAGUAACAACGAUUCUAUGGAUGAAUACAGAAGCAGAGAAUGGGUCCUUUAUCAUAUAAAAUUAGCCAGCGGUAAGCAUAUUUUCCUGUACGACGAUUAUGAUAUCUUUAAUAAUAUUAAAACAAAAACUGAGGCAUUAAAUUGCGUUAACUCUAUGUUAUCCGAUAAAAAUUCUGCCACCAAAAAGGGAGAAACGUCUAACCAAAAGAAGCGCAAGUCCACUGAUUCGACUAUGACGGAUGUGAGGAACUCCGUACGUGAUCGAGACUUAAGGCGGCUGAAUAGGGAAAGAAGCAAAGUUGUGUAG